Molecule: messenger RNA, 1821 nt
Organism: Ceratitis capitata (Mediterranean fruit fly)
Lineage: Eukaryota; Metazoa; Arthropoda; Insecta; Diptera; Tephritidae
Product: putative methyltransferase C9orf114
Exons: 2
Coding region: 126-1691 (521 amino acids)
Source: RefSeq, a predicted model, not a curated record
ACACGUAUUUUCCGAAAAACGUCGGUAUAUUUUAUACACGUGCGAAUCAAGAAUAUAGUAAACAAUUUUAUAAUUAUUCUUCAUAAUCGUAUAGAUUCUUAGAAAGAACAAACAAAAAAAAAAAUAUGCCGCCAGUGUUAAACGGCAAGGAGCCGCCAAAGUCAUGGAAAAAAAUCAACGUCGAACGCAAAGCUUUGAGGAAGCAGCGUAAACAGGAAAAAUUGUUGAAGGAGCUUGAGAAGAAUGCACAAACUGAAUUGGAAGCAGUGCAGGCAGCUGAGAAAAUACCAGAAAAGCCAAAAUUACAGCCUUCCACUAUUAGUAUAGCAGUGCCCGGUUCCAUACUUGAGAAUGCACAAUCGGCGGAAUUACGCUCUUACCUAGCUGGGCAGGUGGCACGCGCUGCUAGCAUUUUUCGUGUACAUGAAGUGAUUGUAUUCGAUGAUGUUGGCGUUGCGACAGCACGUGAAACAAAACGUAAUUUCGAUGCAGAAGAUGGUGACGAUACCAUGAAUGGUGUUGGUGCAACAACGGUGCGAAGUAGUUGUUUGCAAUUGGCACGCAUCUUACAGUACUUGGAGUGUCCACAAUAUUUACGAAAAUUCUUUUUUCCCCUGCACAAAGAUCUGCAGUAUUCAGGGUUAAUGAAUCCCUUGGAUACGCCACAUCAUUUGCGGCAACAAAAUGUAUUCCUCUACCGAGAAGGCAUUAUUUCAGACAAACAAGCCAAAAAUGGGCAAUCAUUUGUGAAUGUUGGUUUAUUAAAUGAUGUGCUGGUCAAUAAGGCUAUCGAACCCGGUGUGCGUGUUACUGUUAAGUUGGACAAUAUAAAAGAUAACAACAAAAAGCUGCGCGGCAAAAUUGUUAGUCCGGAUGAACCGCGACGCGAAACUGGCGUCUACUGGGGUUACACCGUACGAAUUGCGCAUUCACUUGCUGAAAUCUUCACGAAAUCACCUUAUGCCGGUGGUUAUGAUCUAACAGUUGGCACUUCAGAUCGUGGCACCAAUGUACAUGAGGUGCCAAAUCAGUCUUACAAAUUCAAUCAUCUACUACUCGUUUUCGGUGGUCUUAAAGGACUCGAGACUGCAUUAGCAAAUGACGAUAAGUUAAAUGUAGAUGAUCCAGCGUUACUCUUCGAUCAUUAUGUGAAUGUAUUGCCACGUCAAGGUUCGCGUACAAUACGAACGGAAGAGGCCUUGUUAAUUGCUUUGGCGUCGCUGCAGGAGAAAUUACAACCGGCUGUGCCAGAUGUGGAGGAGAAGCUCGACGAAUAUCAACUACCACGUAGUGAUGAUGCAGGUGUACGACUGGAUGUUAUGAAAAGCAACAAGAAAAAUAAAAAACGUAAAUUUGACGAACAUGUAAUUGAUCACGUGAAUAAAGCAGUGGAUGAGCAACAAGAGCAGACAAAUCCCUUUGGAGAUAGAACGUCGCCAACGAAGCCGAAAAAAGACAAACAAAACGAAACUUUUAAUCCAUUCGAUAAAAAAACGGUAAAUAAAAAGAGCAAACAACAGAAUGUUUCUUUUAACUCAGCGGAAAACGGAGUAAAGUCGAAAUUGAAACAUAAAAAGGAGGUCAGUAAUGCUGGAAAUAGUGUUGAAGACGACCUUGAAGUAGUGCCAGUGGAUGGAAGCAAUCCGACAGCUACUUCGAAAGAUUUAGGCGAUCUUAGUCGCUUUGAUUAGUUAUUUUUUCGGAUAAUGUUUAAUUAGUGCUGUAGUUAACUUGGAAAUAAAAAAAAUAUGCGUAUUGAAGUCAAAAACUUCAACAAAUUUUUUUGUUUGAUGUUCUAACGCUUUUACAUCGAUCAUUAAA